Mytilus trossulus (common blue mussel) is the source of this 1567-nucleotide messenger RNA. RefSeq names its product 4-hydroxy-2-oxoglutarate aldolase, mitochondrial-like. Gene Ontology annotation, biological process: glyoxylate catabolic process. Gene Ontology annotation, molecular function: (R,S)-4-hydroxy-2-oxoglutarate aldolase activity. The record is from RefSeq and is a predicted model, not a curated record. Lineage: Eukaryota; Metazoa; Mollusca; Bivalvia; Mytilida; Mytilidae. Gene Ontology annotation, cellular component: mitochondrion. The transcript has 7 exons. The coding region runs from base 98 to 1081 and encodes 327 amino acids.
CUCCUAUUUCGGAGGUAACCACGUGUUUCUGUUUUGACAGUUGACCGAACAGGUGAUAUGGUUUAGAGUUACACUUAUCAGGUGAAAUUCAAUUAAAAUGUCGCACAUUUUAAGGAGGACGAUACACUUGACACACAAAUCAUUAAAAAGAGGAACACAACUUAAUUUUUCUUUUCGGUGCGCGUCAACACUUGACAUUAGUGGUGUUUAUCCUCCAAUUGCAACUCCUUUCAAUGCAGACGAAUCGAUUGCAUACGAUAAACUGGAGAGGAACCUGCAGCAGUGGAACACGAUUCCUUUCAAAGGAUAUGUGGUGCAGGGAUCUAAUGGAGAAUAUGCAUACUUGACCCCCGAGGAAAGAGUAGAAAUGAUGAAGAAAGUUGUUCAGUGGGUCGGAGACAAAAAACUUAUCAUUGCAGGCUCAGGAUGUGAAUCAACAAGAGAUACUGUAUCUAUGACACAGAAAAUGGCAGAUGUUGGAGCUAAGGCAGCUUUAGUCGUAACACCAUGUUAUUAUAAGGGAGGAAUGAAUAAUACAGCUCUUAUCAACCAUUACACAAAAGUAGCAGAUACCAGUCCGAUACCAGUUAUAUUGUACAGUGUACCAGGAAACACAGCUAUAGACUUGGCACCAGAAGUUAUCAUUAAAUUAUCUGAACAUAAAAAUAUUAUUGGAUUAAAGGACAGCGGAGGAGAUAUAGGUAAAUUAGGAUCAUUAGUGUAUGCAACACAGAAGAAUGAUUUUCAGAUAUUAGCAGGAUCAGCCAGCUUCUUGUUUCCAGCUUAUGCAGUUGGUUGUGUAGGUGGAGUGUUAGGUUUAGCUAAUGUCCUAGGAAAAUCUUGUUGUGAUUUAGAACAGCUGUACAAAGAUGGUAAAAUGGAGGAGGCCAAACAACUACAGCACAGACUCAUAGCACCUAAUAUGGCUGUUACCAAAAGAUUUGGAGUUCCAGGGUUAAAGGUUGCUAUGGAAUGGUUUGGUUACUAUGGAGGUCCCACAAGGUCACCUUUACAACCAAUUGGACAAUCAGACAUUGACAUAUUAAGAAAUGUUUUCAAAUCAAAUGGAUUUUUAGACUGAUUUGAACAUUUUUUACAGCAUUAUGAAUAUAACGGAAACUAUAAUUCAAUAUUUGUAAAAUGUUAUUGACUGUUAAAUGGUGAUUAUCUUGAUUGCAUUUACUGGCGAAAAUAUAUUAUUUUAAUAGCAGAAAGUGAUUAUUCUGAUUGCAUUUAUGACAAAUGUUGGCUAUCAUGUUUGUAUCUACUGUUAUAUAGUGAUUAUGUUAAAGGGUAUCGCCAUGAUUGCAUGUAUUGUGUGAAAUAAUUAUUCUGAUUGCAUUUAUUGUCAAAUGGUGACUAUCAUAUUUACAUUACUGUUAUAAUGUGAUUACCAUGAUUGUAUGUGUUCUUAGAAAGAAUGAUUGUUUUUACGGUAAACAUGGGGAGAGAUAUGAUUGCAUUUACUGUAAACAUAAUAAAAUGUGUGAGUGGUAUUUUAUAAGAGCUCUGCAAGUCAGUACAGAACCAGUUACACAUAUAUGCUCAUAUUAGAUAACUUAUCCAG